UGUCGUCUGAACCAGUAGCUUUCUGACGCUGCUUUGAUACACAUGUAGCGAUCAGCCGGUUUCGAUGGCCGGUGGUCAGAUAGCUCAGAUGGUAGGGCUUCGGCGGGCCCGGGUUCGAAUCUCGGUCUGGUCCGUUGCAUUUCCUCCCUUAGAAUUGCUGUUAUAUUUGGUACCGUUGACCAGCCCCUGCGUGGAACUGACGCCUACUCGGGGAUAAAAAUCUUGCAUGGGUUGUGUCUUCGAGGACGAAGACAGUUUAGGAGGGAAGAGUGUAGCGGUCAGUCAGGUGACCAGUUAGCUCAGUUGGUAGAGCACCUGACUAAAGAUGCAGGGGGCGGGGGUUCGAAUCCUGGUCUGGUCCGUUGCAUUUUCUCCCUCCCUCUGUUACAUUAGGUGCCGUAGACCACCCCUGAAUUUGCAGGUGAAAGUCUUGACAGGGGGCAAAAGAAUCUGGGUUGUGUCUUCGAGGACGAAGACAAUUUAAGGAGGGAGGAGUGUAUAGUGUGUAUAGCGGUCAGUCAGGUUUGAUCGCCGUUGGCCAGUUAGUUCGGUUCGUAUAGAGCACCUGACUAGAGAUUCAGGGGCGGGAGUUCGAAUUCCGGUCUGGUCCGUAGCAUUUUCUCCCUUCUUGUAACGUACACUUCUGAAUGAGCGCUGUCUGAAUGCCAAAUGUUAAAUUCGUGUUUCCCCCUGACUUCUCGGGAUAGGCGGUUUUCUUUUGGUUUAGUGGAGAGCCACAAGAGUGAGUGAUUCUAAUUUUCUCGUUUAAUGCAGUUCGGACAUCUCCAUACUUAGAUCUCUAUUGUCUACUUCUCAAAUAGCAAGUAGAGGCUGGAGACAUACUGACAGUGUCCUGGACCAGUUCUGGAGGUGGGGAACCUAUUACUCAUGCCAAGAAAUCCCUUCUAACAUCAAAGGUGUAGGGAAACCGAUAUAAAUGAGUUACUGCAAUUAAGAUAUAAGCGAUAGCUACUAUGAGUAUGAAUUAGUCUGUAAUGGGAUUCUUUUGAAGGCAAGAAUUUACACAUUAUUCAGAUAGGGGGGAUUUCUUGACUGGCAUGCACCAAAUUCAGUCUUAAGAUUAAAUAUAUAGAAAUAAUACAAAGCUUACCGGUGUAUGUUUCAACCAAUAACGUCGAAUAAACAACAUGACGUCAAUGACAUCACAAAGACAAAAACAUGUGCAGCGUUGCACAAAAUGAAAACUUACGUGUGAUGAUGUGUUGAACAAAACGCGAAGGGUCGAGCGAAAAAAGAUCGGGCUCGAGAUACAAAAUUUAAUGAGGAUCGUUAUGGACGCGAUGAAACACGCAAUUUUCACAAAACCCCAAAUUUGAAUUAUUUCACGGUAAGAAGAAAGAAGAAAAUUACAUUUAUAGAUAUUGCCAGACUAUCAUCAAAGUGAGACAUUGUGGGAUUGUUGAAACUUGCAUCAGGAACAACAUCGAUUGCAACUCACCCAGUCACCUAAACAUUCAUUCUCAACUGAUAACACAUUUAUUACAACGAUGUCUUUUCCGGAAGGUGUAGACAGAGAUUCUAUGAUGAAGCAGGCUCAGAACAUAUGGACAAUGUUAGAUGAAAUGGCAGAAAAUGACCAUGGGGCUUACAGAAAAUUUAUUGAUAAACAUAUGAAAGAGGGUAAAGAAUACAUGAAACCAGCAGAACCUCAUAUGUGUGUAAUGACGAUGAUCACAAGUACGAAAAGAAAGUACUUCAUUAACUUUUGUUCCUGGAACAAAGUCCCAGAUCCAAAGACUCCAGAGGAAGCGAUUCCUGUUAUUGGAACGCAAGUCUUACAAGACAAGGAUGAAAAUGGAGACUUUUCAUAUUCUGGAGUUGCAUUUAGUCCCAAAAUUUUGGAGGAAUUCGGAAUUGAUUGUAUCAAUUUAUCAGAUCGCAGUUCUCUAAUCAACUUAGCCAUCGACUACAUACAUAAUCAACACAAGAUCACCUUAUCAAGGAGUUUCUCAAUUCUACCAUCCACAACCCGAGUUAAGGGCAACCUCCAAGUUUUACAAAAGGCACUCCAGGGGAAGCACCAAAAUUCAGAUGAGGAAUUUGAUGGACAGCUUUCAGAUCUGGAGAAAACAUUUGGUUUACAGGGAUCUGGUGCAAAGGACUCGUUAAUGAACAAGUUAGCAAACUUAUCAACAGAGGACAAUACACAAGAAAAGCAUGCUCCAAAUAUUCAAAUACCAGGACUUGGCAAAGAACAACCAAAGAAACAGAAUCUAAUCGAGGAAGUGAGUUCAACCAAUCAGAGACAAAGCUCAGAGGUUAAAACUCCUACAUACAGUUUGGAAGAAAAAUAUAAAGAAGAGAAUUUGGAAGAGCUGAUUCUUACCAUUAAACUACAAGGUGUGAACAAAGUAUCAGAAUGUGAACUCGAUAUUUCAGAGGACGACAUCGAGUUGGCAGUAGACAAUCGUUAUCAUCUGAACGUUUCUUUUCCCUAUCUCAUUGAUGAUUCCAAUGCCUCAGCGAAAUUUAACAAAAGUAAUUCAUCACUUGUCAUAAGUCUUCCCGUGCAGACAUAAGAUUCAUGACGUGUAAAAUGCAAUGAAAAAUACAUAAAAAAAAAUGUCAUCCAAA
Molecule: messenger RNA, 2595 nt
Organism: Ostrea edulis (European flat oyster)
Lineage: Eukaryota; Metazoa; Mollusca; Bivalvia; Ostreida; Ostreidae
Product: PIH1 domain-containing protein 2-like
Exons: 6
Coding region: 1509-2540 (343 amino acids)
Biological process (GO): rRNA processing; box C/D snoRNP assembly
Cellular component (GO): R2TP complex; ribonucleoprotein complex; cytoplasm
Source: RefSeq, a predicted model, not a curated record